Molecule: messenger RNA, 3687 nt
Organism: Trichoderma gamsii
Lineage: Eukaryota; Fungi; Ascomycota; Sordariomycetes; Hypocreales; Hypocreaceae
Exons: 1
Coding region: 1-3687 (1228 amino acids)
Source: RefSeq, a predicted model, not a curated record
AUGGCCGAUCAUCACAUGCCUGCGCCGCGGUCUGCAGGAUUCUUCUCAGCUAGCCACCGAGACGGGCGACGAGAUGGCCUUGCGACGCCAGAGCGACGGCCGAACAGCAGCCACGAGAUGGGCAAGUCGAGCGUUGCGACCAGCCAGCGGGAGGACGACGACGACCUGCUCCACGACGACCACGACCCCCUGAGCUCCAGCCAUACCGAAGUUUCUUCGCACGCGGACGACGGACACGCACAUACACACCGGGAGGAGCGAGAGCGCGCGCAGAAGAAGCACAAGGGCCGGCUGGGCGGCGGGUUCCUGCUGCACGACGCCUUUGGGGGAGGACGGCUGCUGGGAUCUCGUCGACAGCGGGCUGCUCACGCCCAGGCUCCUGCUCCUCCAAUACCGCAGCUGCAGCUGGGUGGUGGGCGUGAUGCUUCGUUUGAGGCUGGUCCCGGCCCUGAACGGGGCAUGCGACAGAGCUCUGCGCCCAUCCGGCCGUCUGGAGAGCCUGCCAACUCGCCGCCGAACACUGGCCAUUCGGCCGAGGGCAGGAUGCUCGCAGACUCUCACCACCAAGACCCGCACCCCGUAGCCGAUCUGGAUUCGUCGCAGAUUGUGCAUAUGGCGCUCAGUCUGAGCGAGUCUCGGCGCCUGGCCUCGCGACGAACCGGUCAUAGAACGGCCGCUCCUCCACGACUCGCCCCCCUACCGGACGGGAGCUCUUCGAAUAAUAUCCGACAACAUCUUCAGCAGCAGCGCAAGUUUUCACGGACGGAAACCCCCAAUCUACUCCAAGAACCAUCGUCUGGACCCUUGGUCCCUGGAUCGAGAGGCAGCGGAAACUUCCAAUCCUCGUUUGAGGGUGCCCACGAUUCGCAAUACCGGUAUCAGUUCUCUGCGUCGACACUGGCCAGAGCACACAAGGCCAAAGUACAUCUCGAGCUAUGGUCGCAGUACAGACGGUUGCUUGACGUGCUGCCUCCUUUGAAGCCGGGUCUCGAGAGGCCUACAUCGGGGAGCUCACCAGAUUCUCCGUUUGGAGUAGGCUCCCAAGCGCUCGCUGUAACGCUGGGCCGGCAGUACAACCCCUUGCAAUACAUUCGAAAUCGCAAAGUACGGGCUCGUGAGAGAAAGGUCAUCGACGGAAAGCGGCAGGGCUUCAGCGAUGUAGACAGCGUCAGGCAGUGGGUUGAUACGGUCUACCGACAAAAGUCAGUAGUGGGGACGCCGCUUGCUGAUGACGGGCCUUCCAUUCCUCCCUACCACUCUGCCGAAGAGGCGGAUAUGCUGCUUUCGCCUGCGGACACUGCUGCCAGACCGCGACGGCCUCGAGUGGACUGGUUUCUGGACCCUUGCGAUGUCAUCGCCGACGCAUACUGGCUGGAGCAAAACGGACACAAAUACCUUAUUGAAGAUCGCCAUUGGCGUAAAAUAUUUCCAUCUGUAUCCUCUGAUUUGAGCAGGCCUUUGUCUCGAGAAGUGGAGGAAUCCAGUAGCAAGAUCUCGCCAUUCACAACGAGGGAUUAUGAGUUGACUGAAACUAUUCCUGAAGGAAAGGAAUUUGGACUCUCGAAAGUUCGCUCAGAGCUAUCACAUACCAGUGCCAAGGAUCGAGCCAAACAGAAGUUUCAUAACAUAAAAGGCUUUCACCAUCGACAUGCAAGCGGUGGUGGUGGUCACCACGGGAAGGAUUCCUCUUCGGAAGAUUCAAGUAGCGACAGCGAUUGUGAGCCAAAGAAGAGGGCGAAGCUGGUUCGUAAGGGAACCAUCUCUAGCAACUCGAAUGAUUUACUCCAAAAACAGAUGAUGGAGAUGGUGGCCAGAGAGGCUCGCGAAAGAGAACUCGAAGAGUCGGCUCUGGUCCAUAACGAGAGCGCGGAUGACCGAAGCAUUGAGCAGCCUCCGUCUCGAUUGCAUAGCAGAAGAGGCUCUUCUGUGGCGGAAAUCAGCGACUCCGAGCGCAGAGCUGCCAUGUUUGACAGGCUGAAGCAAGGAUCUCCGACACGCACGAGUGUUGAUGCCCACCAUCAUUCCAUUUCUCCAGGGAAACGACUCUCACUUCCAAACUCACCAGAGGCCAUACCCAUUCGCAAUGGCAAAUCUGAGUCGGUUGCCAGUGCUGAAACCUCGCCACUCUAUAGUCGAUCAGCAUCUCCCACCAGAAACCCCAUCAACAAGAUUAAACAACUGAUGCGUGACAAGAACGGCGAAGCUCGCGGAGGGCCUUUAUUGGACGACCCUUAUGAUGAUGGAGAGGGCCGACUGUCGAAACGUGAAACCAAUCUGGCACGCUCAGGCUCGACGUCCACUCUGGGCAGGGGCAGGCGUCAGUCUAGUCCAGCUGGAAAGCUGCUCCCUGGAGGAUCAGAUAGCAGCAAGAAUCUCCGUCCAAUGGCUAGCGCUCGGCUUCGAACUGAUGAAGGCGUUGGCCUACGAGGCAUGUUCAAAGGGCCACGCAUUGACAAUGUGCUCCGAGGCGGUGUUUCAAAGCUGGGAGACAUGAUACGGAAAAAGGACGCAGCUGGCGAGACACAAGAUCUCGAUACGACGGAUGAGUCCGACAGCGAUAGAAUGAGAGGACGGAGAUCAACACCAAUGACUCUAUCGCGGAAACCCUCUACAAAAAUUCAAGAAGGGCAGCCCAAGCAUUUCCUCGAUACGAUGCCUGAAUUCCGACACAUGCCUAGCUAUCGCCACCUUGCCAAUGGCGAAGAGAAGCCCACCAAAGCUGAUGGUCGUCGGCCCGGCGAGCUUGAUCUUCUCCGGCCCCCUCAGAUUAGCAUUCGAAGCGCAUCGUCGUCUGCAUCUCCUCCGAUUUCACGCAAACUUCGACUAGGAGGAGACUCAGACGUCUCUGACCCUGAAUCCUUACUAAACAACAGCAUCCCCGACGGAGUCCGAGACGCAGACAAGCGUCUGAAUUCAGCCAUUUCACUCAGCGACAAGGAUAAUCAGCAUGGACGCUCGCUGGGCCACAAUUGGUCGAUUGCGGAUCGUGGUUUGCACAGCGGCCCGGCGAAGCUGACGAAGCGCGAAGUUGCCAGGAUGCGGGCUCUGAUACUCAGCUCUGGCGUCAUGGCCAUGGAGAUGCACCGCCGCGCAUACGAGCAGCACAAGCCUUUCAGCAAGGAAAAUCUCGCCUUGAACGAAGCCACCUCCCAGAAAGAGCCCGGCGGCGUUCCUUGGACAGAUAUUGCCAGGCUUACUCCUCACCAAGUCCAGGUCAGACUCCAGCUUCAGGAGCAAAAAGGGCCCUUUUGCGAGAUGUAUCCCCUCGCCGCCCAGACACUCGGCGUAGCCAUCCAGUCGUGGGGCCAGCGAUGGCAAUCCUCGGCCGACUACUUCAGGGACAAGACCGUCCACGCUCUGCGCACGCGCGUCUGGGAAGUCCGCACGCAUCUCGCUGACGACCUGUCCGAGAUGGCCCGCAACGCUGCCGACGAGGCAGACGAGAUCAGCCGCGACCUGGCGCUCGGCCAGCCCCUGAAGAUUAAGCACGUUGUCGACACCAUGGAGAAGAUGCUCCAGACGCGCCGCAGGAGGUUCCGCUGGCUAAGGCGCGGGCUCUGGCUGACGGUGGAGUGGCUGCUCGUGGGCUUCAUGUGGUACGUCUGGUUCAUGGUGAUGAUAUUGCGCGUCUUCCUUGGUGUUGGGAAGGGUGUGUUGCGGGGCGUCAAGUGGCUUCUAUGGCUAUGA